AUGAGCAUGAAAAAUGAAGUUCUAUCAAAGAAUCUCUGGGAUAUCUUAUCGCGUGAUUAUAAAGCGAUUCUUGAAUCAGGAGAUUUCUCCGAUGUCAUAAUUACGGUUGGGAGGGGAUCCAAUAUGAAAGAAUUCCGAGGUCAUUCCCUUGUGCUCAAGACUCGAUCAUCUUAUUUUCGCAUCGCUUUAUCAAGAGAUUGGGCCCAAAUGUCUCCCGAAGGAAUGAUUAAAUUUACUAAACCAAAUAUAGAACCAGAGAUAUUUGAGGCCAUUUUCAAGUACAUUUAUAGUGGAACCAUUGAUCUCGGGAGUUUCAGUGUACCCGAUAUUCUCGAACUUCUAAUAGCAGCAGACGAACUGUCCUUCAUAGAAUUAUGCGACUGCAUCCAGGAGUUUCUGGUGACCUCCCAGGAUCUGGUCAAGCAAUAUAUUGUCUUUGCCGCUACGACAGCCCAAAAAUAUUCACCUUUUGGAAAGUUGGGAUCGUUGUGCAAGAAAAUUCUGGAGCAAACCCCGACAGUUUACUUUCAUUCCCGAGACUUCACCACUGCUCCACCUGAAUUGCUUUCAUUGUUAUUUAAGAAACACCCGAACGCUCUAAAGGAGACCGAGUUUUGGGAAAAACUUAUUGAAUGGGGCCGUGCGCAAGCUCCUUCACUUCCCAUCGAUGUCUCAAAAUGGACCGAAUAUGAUUUUUCAACCUUUGGUGAUUUGGUGAAUCCUUACAUUUGUUACAUCAAAUUUAACCGUAUGAGCCCUGAUGAAUUCUUUGAAGUGAUUCAUCCAUUUCGUCAAAUUUUUGAUAAUGAUUUUUACGAACAGCUCUUGGAAUAUCACGCUAGCGCACAGAAAAGACAUCCACACUAUCCGGAAAUAGAUUCGAAUCUCAUUACCAGACGGCACGCAGCUUUGAUUUCUGAGUGGAUCAAUGAAUCAAAGACAGAUAUCAAUGACACGGACGCAGCUGGCACUAGCGACCGAGACAAUUCAAAUUGCGAAUACGAGUAUAAUCUGUUGACACGUGGAUCGCGUGAUGGAUUCACGGCGAAAAUAUUUCACAAUCACUGUGAUCUGAAAGGUCCUACCAUCACUCUAAUACGCGUGAAAGAUACAAACGAAAUAUUGGGAGGGUAUAACCCAUUAGACUGGAAGCCUGGUAGUUGCAAUGAUAUUGCACGAACACGAGAGAGCUUCAUAUUUGCGUUGGAUUAUGAAGAUAUGGAUAAGUCGAUUCUCAGUCGAGUUGUCGAUAACGGUAAUGCUAUAUUCCAGUUGAAUCGAUGCGGACCUCAUUUCGGAAAUCAAAUCAGACCGGAUUUGGGUAUUAUGGGCAUAUUCAAUAAUGCGGAUGAGGGACAAUGUAAUAAGUUUAAAUACCGAAAGCGAAUCAGAAAGACGAAUGGAAAAUUUCAGGUGGGUGAGUAUGAGGUUUUUCAAGUUGUUCGGAAGAAAUAA
Messenger RNA from Acaulospora colombiana, 1455 nucleotides. Lineage: Eukaryota; Fungi; Glomeromycota; Glomeromycetes; Diversisporales; Acaulosporaceae. The record is from the annotation of a GenBank genome assembly.